Megalobrama amblycephala (Wuchang bream) is the source of this 6634-nucleotide messenger RNA. It is a transcript of the gene ankrd44, whose product is annotated as ankyrin repeat domain 44. Bases 467 to 3673 code for a protein of 1068 amino acids. The record is from RefSeq and is a predicted model, not a curated record. Gene Ontology annotation, cellular component: cytoplasm. Lineage: Eukaryota; Metazoa; Chordata; Actinopteri; Cypriniformes; Xenocyprididae. The transcript has 28 exons. Gene Ontology annotation, molecular function: protein binding.
GGAUCCUGAAAAUAGCAAGGGGGAAGCAUACAAAAAACGCUGACUUCCUGUAUUUUUUUUCUAACGAAUGAAUACAUAACGCAGAACAUAAGUGAGUGGGAUAUAAUAUCGGAAAUCGGUAUCGCUGCUGUUGCCACUGCUGUAAAUGCGGAUUGUUUACAGCAGCCCUCGCAUCCUUUCCUCCCUCCCCUUUUCCUCUUUCCCGGAGCGCCGGAGCGCUGGUGGUGAGGCAGCGGCCACAGCUGCUCCCGCUUACCGAAGAUAACGCCUGCAGACCCGGCCACGGCCGUCACAUCACCCCGGGCCCCUGGAGGGUGCGAUCCACAGCAAAGCAGGAAGCAAGCUUUGAUGCCACAUCAUUGUGCAGGAUCAUCCUCCCGUGAAAAAAGCGAACAGCCUCGUCUGGAUUUUAUUAAUCUUCACCUCCAGGUCUUUUCAAGAGUUUGGAUGUACUGUUUCACAUGAUAUGGCUGUUCUUAAACUAGUCGACCAGCCACCCCUCGUCCAAGCCAUCUUUAAUGGAGACCCCGAUGAGAUUCGUGUGCUCAUAUGUAAAUCUGAAGAUGUCAAUGGACUGGACACUGAGAAGCGUGCUCCCCUUCAUGCAGCAGCCUUCCUCGGAGAUGCUGAGAUCACAGAGCUCCUCAUUGUGUCAGGGGCUCGGGUCAAUGCCAAAGACAACAUGUGGUUGACUCCACUCCACAGGGCAGUGGCUUCACGUAGCGAGGAUGCUGUUCGUGUGUUGAUCCGUCAUUCUGCCGAUGUUAAUGCUCGGGAUAAGAACUGGCAGACUCCGCUGCAUGUCGCAGCCGCCAACAAGGCCCUGCGCUGUGCUGAAGUCAUCAUCCCUCUCCUGAGCAGCGUCAAUGUUUCAGAUCGCGGGGGACGCACCGCCCUACACCAUGCCGCCCUCAAUGGGCAUACGGAGAUGGUUAGCCUCCUCCUGGCCAAGGGUGCCAACAUCAACGCCUUUGAUAAGAAAGACUGCCGUGCGCUGCACUGGGCAGCAUAUAUGGGUCACUUAGAUGUAGUGUGUUUAUUGGUGAGUCAAGGGGCCGAGAUCAGCUGUAAGGACAAGAGGGGAUACACACCUCUACACGCUGCUGCUUCCAACGGUCAGAUCGCUGUGGUGAAACACCUGCUCAGCCUGGCUGUAGAGAUAGAUGAAGCCAAUGCCUUUGGGAACACAGCACUGCACGUGGCGUGUUUUAAUGGGCAAGACGCAGUGGUCAGCGAGCUGAUCGAUUAUGGUGCUAAUGUCAGUCAGCCAAAUAACAAGGGCUUCACACCUCUCCACUUUGCUGCUGCGUCCACCCAUGGUGCCCUGUGUCUAGAGUUCCUGGUCAACAGUGGAGCUGAUGUCAAUGUUCAGAGUCGAGAUGGGAAAAGCCCUCUUCAUCUGACCGCAGUGCACGGACGAUUCACGCGCUCCCAGACGCUCAUCCAAAACGGUGGAGAGAUUGACUGUGUGGAUAAGGAUGGAAACACUCCGCUGCACGUCGCUGCUCGAUACGGCCAUGAACUUUUAAUAAACACUCUUAUCACAAGUGGAGCUGACUGCACCAGAAGAGGUGUACACGGCAUGUUCCCCUUGCAUUUGGCUGCUCUGAAUGCUCAUGCCGACUGCUGCCGGAAACUCCUCUCCUCAGGACGGAGGUAUACCAUAAUGUGCCCUCUCAAUAAUGACUCGGUCCUGUCUGCAGGCUUUCAAAUCGAUACGCCAGACAACCUUGGGAGGACAUGUCUACACGCUGCGGCUGCGGGCGGUAAUGUGGAAUGUGUGAAGCUACUGCUUAGCAGUGGAGCUGAUCAUAACCGCAGGGACAAACAUGGAAGGACCCCUCUCCACUAUGCGGCAGCUAGUCGACACUUUCAGUGCCUGGAGACUCUGGUGUCCUGCGGUACCUGCAUUAAUGCCACUGACCAGUGGGGGCGCUCUGCUGUGCACUACGCUGCUGCUUCUGACUUGGACCGGAGGCGGCGUGUGGUCCUGGAACCAGAGAGUGACGGUGUUCAAGCUGAGAGGGAGAAGGAGGCAGCUCUGUGUCUUGAGUUCCUGUUGCAGCACGGUGCUGCCCCAUCACUCAAAGAUAAACAAGGCUACAGUGCCGUUCACUACGCUGCAGCGUACGGCCACAGACACUGUUUGAAACUGCUUUUGGACCGAGAUGAGAACCAUCAAGAUGAGAUGGAGAACAGCCAAACCAGAAGCCCACUGCAUCUGGCUGCAUAUCAUGGUCAUGCACAGGCUCUAGAAGUGCUCUUGGAGGGUCACUGCGAGGUGGAUCAGGGGGAUGAGGUGGGACGGACUCCAUUGGCCCUUGCAGCCCUCAGGGGCCACACUGACUGCGCUCUCACACUUUUGCACCACGGGGCCUCGCCGAGAAGCAGAGAUACUGUACGAGAACGUACACCCAUCCACCUUGCAGUAAUGAACGGUCAUACAUCAUGUGUGCGCCUCCUGCUGGAAGACUCUGAUAAUGCAGAUCUGGUUGACACAGCGGACUCUCAGGGACAGACCCCUCUAAUGCUGGCAGUAAUGGGGGGUCAUGUGGACGCUGUGUCUCUUCUAUUGGAGCGUGAGGCCACUGUAGACAUGACUGAUCAUCAGGGUCUGACUGCUCUACACCUGGGGCUCUUGUGUGGACAAGAGGAAUGUGUCCAGUCCCUGUUGGAGCUGGAGGCAUCAGUGGUACUGGGGGACUCCAGAGGUCGGACAGCCAUCCACUUUGCUGCAGCGAGGGGUCACGCGUCCUGGUUGAGCGAAUUGUUUAAUAUCGCAUCCUCUGAACCCCCAGUGCCCCCAUUGCGAGACAACCAGGGAUACACACCCCUACACUGGGCCUGUUACUAUGGUCAAGAAGGCUGUGUGGAGGUCAUACUCGAACAAAAAGACUUUCGUCAGUUUGAUGGGAACCCCUUCACUCCGCUGCAUUGCGCUGUGGUCAAUGACCAUGAGACUUGUGCCAACCUUUUAUUAGAAGCCAUGGGAUCAAAGAUUGUAACUUGCAAAGACUCCAAGGGCAGGACACCUCUCCAUGCUGCUGCGUUCGCUGGCCACGUUGACUGUGUUCAGCUGCUCCUGGCCCAUAAUGCAUCUGUGGAUGAUGUUGACCAAUCAGGGAGCAGUGCACUGAUUAUGGCAGCGGAGAAAGGAAGAGUUGAGGUUGUAGAAGCUCUGCUUACUGGUGCCAAUGCGAACCUCAGUCUGACUGACCAGAAGGGUAAUACAGCACUUCAUCUAGCCUGUAGUAAUGGAAUGGAGGAAUGUGCAUUGCUCAUUCUUGGAAAACUUCCAGACUCUGCCCUCCUUGCUACAAACGCUGCACUGCAAACACCUCUCCAUUUGGCUGCUCGCAGCGGGAUGAAGCAGACAGUGCAAGAGCUGCUCUCUCGUGGGGCCAGUGUUCAAGUAUUAGAUGAGAACGGUCUCACUCCUGCUCUGGCUUGCGCUCCCAGCAGGGAAGUGGCUGACUGCCUGGCUCUCAUUCUGGCUACCAUGAUGCCUUUGUGCUCCCCUUGCAGCUCUGGAGCUCCUUCCCCAGGCGCCCUGCUGAAAUCUCUGCCCCGCCAGGCCAAGAGUCCCCAAGGCCCCCGCAGUCCAAGGGACCCCUCCGGUCCCUCCAGCGAGGGCACGACCACUGAAAACGACUCGGACUCAGAGACAUUUUGACCCCGGCUCCUUCUAGAGGCGCCCGUCGUAGUUUUCAAAGCACAUAUUGUCAUGAACCUUACAGAAGUUGUACAGAUUUUUGAUUAUGGAGCGCAGCUUCUAUAACAAGAGAUUAUGAAACAUGACAUAGCACACUUGGUACGCUUUUGUUUUGCCACACUUGUUUGCACAGGAGAUUUUUUCGAAAGCCAUUUUAAUCACUUUAACACAGGAUGAUUAGGAUUGCCAAAUGUUGACUGACUUCUCACGCUCAAAGUACGAUAAUUUAUAGUGUUGCGUGGUGUGUCUUAAUCUGUGGACUUUUGAAAGCACAAACCCUGCACAAGGUGAGCUCACAGUCAUUUCACUCCUGUUGACACUGUGGGACCAAUCAGGAACCAAGAAAUCACAUUUUUUGGACCAACAGGGGAAUUGCCAUCACUGUUACCAACCUCACUUAGUAUUUAUUUAAAGGCUGGAAUACACCACAUGACUUUUGCCCAGAUUUUUACUAAUUAACAGUCUGGACAAGUCAACACUAUUCAGAGCCAGUCUGCAGAUUUGACUUGACAAAUUUCACAGAAAAUCACAUAGUAUAUGAUGGGCACUGACUCUAGUUUUUGUUUUUUUUAGUUUAGACUAUUGCUGUGUUCCAUUUACCUUGGAAAAAGGUGCACCGCUGACUUUGAGACAGACAAACAGACGUGCUAAUAAACAAUAUACUGCUACUGUUUCGCUAUGGUUGACGUGCUGAGCAGCCAUAUUGGAUUCUGAAGUGGGGGUUGUUGUGUUUCCCCCGAGUUUCCCAUUCGCAACUCGUGACUUGAGGGGGCAUUCCAGUUAAAAUUUCCUAAUGGGAACUAGGAAUUUCCCAUUUCCGAGGACAAAUGGAAUGCACCAUAAGAUUCCAUCGUGUCUAAGAAUAUCAAACAUGUUUGAUAUUUUGAACCGACUUUACAAAACAUUGUUUUCAUUUGUCUCCUAGCAACAAGUCACGUUUCUUUGUGAGUUUGUUGUGUUUGGAGCGACUUAAAAUGUAGUAGUGUGUGUUAUCUUCAGUUGUUUUGUGUAUAAUUACCAGUGUUUAUCUGUAACCAUCUACAAAGUCUGCAAGCGUAUGACGACUUGUGUUUUAAAAUCUGUUUAGAUUUGAAAAGUUGUGUAGUGUAUUCCAGCCUUUAGACUGUAAGUCCAUAAAACCCAUUGUAAUGUGAUGAAAAUCCAAUGCAAGUUCUACAUGUCCAGUUUGUGCACCAUUUGUACUUUACACAUUGAAUUUGACACGUUGUGAAUAGAAGGCUCUUGAGAUUUAUAUUGUGAAGACGAAUUUUUAUGCUAGAGAGGCCUUGAUGGUCUAAACUUACAUCUGACGCUUUUGGAGAGUGACGCUUUGUCACUCUGUUCCUUCUCAGACAUAGAGACAGUGUUCAAAUAAUACUUCUAUUCAGGUUGAAUUUUAGAUUCUAGUCAGAGGACAUGGCAUGUUAUGUGAACCAGGAUGUUCUCAAGCCUGUACCAAUAUUUAUUAACAUUUAGAUAACAAUGGUACUACAAUUGUAUGCACUUAUGUAUAGGAGAAAAUGGGUGUUUAAAGUAAUAGUUCACCCCUAAAUUAAAAUUCUGUCAUUAUUUACUCAUGUUGUUGCAGAAAACUCUGUUUUCGUGGAGCACAAAAGCUACAUUUUUGAACAAACUAAAUGUGGCUCUUUCCAUACUUCGGCAGUUCAUAGUGACCAUGUCUGUCAAGCUCCAAAAAUGGCAUAGAAAUACCUCAAAAAAUACUAUGUACUGUAUUCCAAGUCUUCUGAAUUCAAAUGAAAGCUUUGUUUGAGAAGGAUGACAUUUAAGCUGUUCACCACUGAAAAUCUUCUUCUUCAGUGAGCUAUUGGUACUGGAUCAUUGCGUCAGUGAAUUGAACUCGAGAACUGAAUCGUGAACAAAUCAAAAAAUAUGGCUUGUUCGAGAUGUGAAUCAAAUCAGCCAAUUCAUUGAAAAGAACCAGUUCAAAAGAACGAUUUGUUCACUAAUUGGACUGAUCAGUGAACUUGCUGACUCAGCUCACAGAAUGGAAGUUUAUCAGCGAAUCAUGACUUAAAUUUCAGUCUGUUCCUUACACAAAAUUAUUGUAUGGCUUUAGAAGAAUUCUCCUUUUGUGUUCCAUGGACAGAAAAACAACACUGGUUUGGAGUGACACGAGUGGGAGUAAAUAACAGUAAAUGACAGAAUUUGCAUUUUGGGGUUAACUAUUCAUUUAAUAUUGAAUACAGAACUAUGAGUAACCUACCGUCUUUUUUCCCCUUUCCUUUUGAAAUUCUUUUAAUGACUUGCACUGGUUGAAUAUGAAUCCUUUUUAAACCGGUUUCUAAAAUGAUUUUGGGUGAUAUCAGCAAGAUUGUUGCUGGUCAGAAACUUUCCAGAAAAUUCCAAAUGAAAAUGUAAGCACGUUUGUCUGUUUGCCUUUGUCCACAAUGUGCCAGUUUCUCCGUGUCCAGUGCCUUGUUCUGCAUUUUCAGAGUUUGUUAGAUUACAUCAGUGUGCAUUUGUGUGCGUGUAUGUAUUAGAGUGUAACGAAAGAGUCUGAAGAUGUGAAGAUAAGUCUGGGUCACACCUGCCAAUCGCAAGCCAAUGUUUUUUUUACCAAGUCCUGAUGUUUGUGCCUAUGAGUGUGUGAUUUACAAUAGAAAAUAGUCUUUGUACAUAUCUGCUCAUGGACAAUAUCAUCACCAGAGCAAAAAUUGCACACAACUGUCUUGUAACAAAAACACAUGGUUGAUUUUCUUUUCAUAAAUUAGUUGGAUUAUGAUUGGACGGAUGCAGAGGAAUGGAGUCAAACAGUAUUAUAACAGAAAAAAAGCUUUGAAAUGUGUGACAAUCUAGAUCAUAGUUUUCUCCUCCAUUCUGAUUUUGAAGGUUCUUUUGUCAGCUCAAGUUUUUUAUAUACAUAUAAAUUGUAUGACUAUUAUAUAAAAUGUUUUAACAGAG